Microthlaspi erraticum is the source of this 237-nucleotide messenger RNA. The record is from the annotation of a GenBank genome assembly. NCBI's taxonomy places the organism in Eukaryota, Viridiplantae, Streptophyta, Magnoliopsida, Brassicales, Brassicaceae.
AUGGGACGUGAGGAGCAAGGAAGGACUUGGUGCAUGGAUUCAGCUCAACCGCACAAGCUUAGGAUGAAGAAGGAAGCCAUCUUGAAGACAGCUCGACCCAUCUACUCGACCAACCGGUCGAGUUCCUCAACUCGACCGGCCAAGCUUCAACUCGAUCGAGCUGAGAAGUCAACAGUCAAACCCGAAAAAUGUUGCUUCCCCCUUGACUUGUCUUUGACCCUAAACCUAAAUCCUCUU